CGUCUGAGACGUCAAGUUCCCCGCAGAAGAAACUCCAUCUCCCACCCGGCUCAUCGCGUCACAUUUUUGUGCGAGCAUAGGCUUCUAAUCUUCGGUCGUGAUAACGUCGACGUCGUUUUCUACCGCGAUUUCCAACAGCGGCAAGUAGUAGUGUGUCGUUGACCAUCGUGACGACCGCUCCACCUCGCUACCGAGGUCUAUGCUCGAGUGUAGUCCUCUCCCGUCGACUUCUUUCUUUCCUUUUCUCUUUCUCUUCUCAUCUUCUUAUUUUACCAUAAAAAUUCUCCGAAGCGAAACUCGCUGAAAGAACUGCUCGCGAGAUAUUCCCUUCACGGAUUAUCAGAUUUCCCAUUCUGAGACACGAUCUUCCGAUUGAUAUUUAAUACGAAUCCACGCUUCUUUUCUAUUCCUAUCUCGUUAUAUCGGUAACCUUCCAUUCUUCGGUCGAGAAAAGGGCGCACGGGUGAUCAGGUGACAUUCGUCGGAUUAGAAAUAUCGUAAUAGUGUCGCGUUGGUGAGAAGGUGAGCAAAAGGGCGAAGAAGUUGAAGAGGCAACCAUGUACGCGAGAUUGUUACUAUUGAGAUCCAGUAAACUUGGAUGUAUUCCAAGGAGAUUGGCUUCGUCCUCUUCGGGGGCGAGGGUGCCCAAGCAAGCAGCGGUAGAGGGACCUCGUAAACCAACGAUGUUCAACGAACGCAGCCAGCUGACGUAUACAAGACGUUUGGUGGUGAAAUUGGGCAGCGCCGUGAUCACGAGGGAGGAUGAACACGGACUGGCACUGGGUCGCUUAGCGUCCAUAGUGGAACAGGUAGCCGAGUGUCAAAACGGAGGUCGUGAAUGUAUUAUGGUAACUAGCGGUGCGGUUGCAUUCGGCAAACAGAAGCUCGCCCAAGAACUGUUGAUGUCCUUAUCGAUGAGGGAAACGCUGAGUCCUGGCGGACACAUGAGAAAACGAUCAGGCACCCCUUUAGAACCUAGAGCAGCAGCCGCAGUGGGACAAUCAGGCCUGAUGUCGUUGUACGACGCCAUGUUCGCCCAAUAUGGAGUGAAACUGGCCCAGGUAUUAGUCACCAAGCCGGAUUUCUACAACGAGGAAACUCGUAAGAAUUUGUUCAGCACCCUGAGCGAAUUACUUAGCUUGAACAUCGUUCCUAUAAUCAAUACCAACGACGCUGUCUCACCUCCACCACAUGUUGACGAGGAAGUAGCCGGUAGUGGAGGAAGAAGAGGUAUUUCCAUCAAAGACAACGAUUCCUUGGCCGCUAUGCUGGCUGCUGAAAUUCAGGCAGACUUAUUAAUCUUAAUGAGCGACGUCGAUGGCAUUUACAAUCUGCCUCCGUGGCAUGAUGGCGCUAAGAUGCUGCAUACAUUUAGCAUGGACCUUAGGGACACCAUCAAGUUUGGACAAAAGUCGAAGGUCGGUACCGGUGGCAUGGACGCGAAAGUUAAUGCAGCGCUUUGGGCUCUGGAUCGAGGUGUCUCCGUAGUGAUCUGUAACGGAACUCAAGAGAAGGCUAUAAAGAAUAUUCUGUCCGGAAGAAAGAUCGGUACAUUCUUCACACAGACGACCGAAACUUUCGCACCUGUAGAGGUUGUUGCCGAAGAAGCUCGCGCCGGGAGCCGAGUUCUGCAAGCCCUUCAACCAGAGGAACGAGCAAGCUGUAUCAACACGUUGGCUGAUCUCUUGGAAUCCCGUCAAAGGGAAAUUCUAAGUGCUAACGCGAAGGACCUCGAGGCAGCGGAGAAGAGUGGCUUGGCGAAAGCUUUGCUCUCCCGACUUUCCUUGACGCCUGCCAAAUUGAAGUCUCUGAGCUCUGGUUUGCGGCAAAUUGCCAACGACUCCUUAACGAACGUCGGUCGUGUGCUCAGGAGAACGAGACUGGCUGAAGGUCUCGAACUGAAGCAAAUCACUGUUCCCAUCGGUGUAUUGCUAGUGAUAUUCGAAUCGAGACCCGACAGUCUACCUCAGGUGGCGGCAUUGGCAAUGUCCAGCGCCAAUGGUCUUCUUCUGAAAGGAGGCAAGGAAGCAGCCAACAGCAAUCGGUAUUUAAUGGAGCUGGUAAAGGAGGCAUUGAGUACCGUCGGCGCUGCAAACGCGAUAUCCCUUAUCUCAACCAGAGAGGACGUUGGUGAUCUGCUGUCGAUGGGCAAGCACAUAGACUUGGUGAUUCCUCGAGGCAGCUCUGACCUCGUUCGUAGCAUUCAGGAACAAUCGAAGCAUAUCCCCGUGUUAGGUCACGCGGAAGGUAUAUGCCACGUGUACGUGGACAAGGAUGCGGAUCUGAUGAAAGCUAUGAAGAUUAUUAGGGACUCGAAAUGUGAUUACCCUGCCGCUUGUAACGCUAUGGAGACGUUGCUUAUUCAUGAAAGCCAUAUGAAAAGUAGUUUCUUCACGGAUGUAUGCAACAUGCUACAGAAGGAAGGAGUGAAAGUAAAUUCCGGGCCCAGACUGAGAGAACAACUGACGUUCGGGCCACCAGCUGCGAAAAGCAUGAAGACCGAGUAUGGAGCCCUUGAAUGCGCGAUCGAGGUCGUGACAGACAUCGACGAUGCUAUAAAUCAUAUUCACAAAUACGGCAGCGGGCACACAGAUGUCAUCGUUACCGAGAACAGCCAAAGUGCCACUCACUUCGAAAGGGAAGUCGACAGUGCCUGCGUUUUCCACAAUGCCAGUACCCGAUUCUCCGAUGGGUACAGAUUCGGCUUGGGUGCCGAGGUCGGUAUUUCCACCGCGCGAAUUCAUGCACGUGGCCCGGUGGGAGUGGACGGGCUGUUGACCACAAAGUGGGUGUUACAAGGUGAUGGCCAUGCAGCUGCUGAUUUUGCAGAGGGUGGUGACAAAGUUUGGUUGCAUCAAUCUUUACCCAUCAACGAAUCUGCAUGAAUUAAAUCCGAACAAUCUGAAGAUGUCGGAAUCUUCGCUUCUGCGACACGGAGGAUUUUACAUCAAGGAGGGAAAGAUCAAAGGACCGGCAUAUUUUUAUUCACAAAACAAUUUAAAUUGCGACCAACUAACAUCUUUUUCUCCUCUCUUCAAUCACUCGUCGCUAAAUGUUCACAGAUAGUUAAAAAUUUAACGAAGUGGAGACGUAGAAAGUUCCACAAGUCAUAAUGGCAUCUGUCUUCCACGAAGAUCUUCCUAUUUGAUAAAAACAUCAUUACUGUUAGAUCAUUGUUAUUUUAACAUAAUUACAACGCUGUCAAAAUAAUUAAAAUUAAUAAAAAUACGGCAAUCUUUAUAGAAUAGUUGUUGUAAAGUGCUGCUUUUAUUAGAUGAAUGUCUAGUUUCGUCUUGGAGCAAGUAUCAUUCGCAAAAGUUAUUGCCGUAACAAAAUAUAUUACUGUCCGUCACAAUAUAGCUUUCGUCUUUUUUCUCAACGAACCAAAGAAUAUUAAUACCUGGCGACAAAUAAAAGCAAUGUAUCACAUACAACUAAUAUCGUCAAUCAAUUUGUACUUGUAUUCUAUAUUUUAUUACCUCGUUACUCUUCCUUCUGAUUAUGAGAGAAUUAAAAGGUACAAAAAAAGAAAGGAAAUAGAAAAUCAAUUCUUAUCGGAAAAGAAACAUCCACUUGAUUACUCUGGAAAGUUAUCGUGAAACUUAUUAAAUAAAGUAAAAUCUCAACAGAGA
Messenger RNA from Bombus pyrosoma, 3632 nucleotides. RefSeq names its product delta-1-pyrroline-5-carboxylate synthase (gene P5CS). The coding region runs from base 558 to 2885 and encodes 775 amino acids. Lineage: Eukaryota; Metazoa; Arthropoda; Insecta; Hymenoptera; Apidae. Gene Ontology annotation, molecular function: glutamate 5-kinase activity; ATP binding; glutamate-5-semialdehyde dehydrogenase (NADP+) activity. Gene Ontology annotation, cellular component: mitochondrion; cytoplasm. The transcript is spliced from 6 exons. The record is from RefSeq and is a predicted model, not a curated record.